Messenger RNA from Gordionus sp. m RMFG-2023, 1039 nucleotides. RefSeq lists its product as uncharacterized. The record is from RefSeq and is a predicted model, not a curated record. The coding region runs from base 333 to 761 and encodes 142 amino acids. The transcript is spliced from 2 exons. Lineage: Eukaryota; Metazoa; Nematomorpha; Gordioida; Chordodea; Parachordodidae.
UUCUUAUUUUUAUAUAAGAAAAUUAAUGUUAUAUUAAACAUUUGUUCCUAUUUACCUAAAAUAAUUUUUGUUUUAUCUGAUAUUUUAUUUUUAUGAGAUGAAAUUGUGUCAAGAGUGGUUAACCAAAUUCUUCAACCCUAGCAAUGACUCAAGCAUUCAUAUGACACCUUAAUAUAGUUUGGAGAAAAUCUGAAUAAUUUCUUAAGUUUCUGUAAUCGCAUUAACGACUUGUCAGGAAGUAUCCUCAGUGCUGCCGGAUGGAGACGACCUCAAGACUGGUAGACCUGGGUGAUUAAUAUCUCCAGGUCAUCUUGAUCAGGAAAAACAACGGCAUGACAUUGGGAGCGAGACCCGUUGAUGAAAAUCAGCCACCGACCCCCGGAGCUCGAUGCAAGAGGUGCUACAACUGCCAGGAGGAGGGCCACCUUAGGCAUCAGUAUUCCCUGCCAUCCAGGAAUGUCCGCGUGCCAAUGGGAGUAGUGUCAGAAAAUCCGCGAGUGGUAACUAACGAUGGUCGGAAACGAACGUACCGUGAGAUGGGACCGGGACAGCCAACGACCUCAGUUCCCCUAAGGCCUGAUACGAAUAUCGAUCGGCAUCCUCCAACUAUUCAAAAUUACGACGCCCGUGUCCAGCCCCUGAACGGAUCUCGAGGUCCGAAUGAGGGAGACCUGCUGCAAAGAGCUGUGGCGACUUUGGCCACCGAGGUCCCUCCGCCAGUCGGUACUGAUGAAUUCUGGGGAAACCCCAUGUCCGCUUAAGGAGAUUAUUCGUGGCUGUAUUCUUAUGGCAUUAAAGUAAGCUAACUUAUUUUUUUUUUUCACCACAUCUCAGUCGCGAAUAUAUAGUUGUAUUUUUGUAUAUAAAUAAAUAAUAUUAGUACAUGUUAUAUAUAUUUUUUAUAGGCAUGCCAUAGGCCCAUAAAGAGGUGGCAUGUCGUAUUUUUAUAUAUAUAUUCAUAUUACAUAAUGCCAAUCAACCGAUUUAAAUAAGGUUGAUUGGAUUAUAAUUAACAUUGAAGAACACGUGAUAAAAAAUA